This is a messenger RNA of Miscanthus lutarioriparius, 723 nucleotides long. The record is from the annotation of a GenBank genome assembly. Lineage: Eukaryota; Viridiplantae; Streptophyta; Magnoliopsida; Poales; Poaceae.
AUGGCUGCAGCAACGUCCUCCUCUGCCUCGCCGCUCCUCCUCCCCUCAGGGCCGAGACAUGCCUCGGCCUCGACGGCGUGGCUUCGCGGCGGCAGCGCGUUCAGAAGCAGGGCGCUGAGCUCAGAGGCGCCGUGCUGCUGCAAGGCCGCCGCCGUUGGAAGCGCGGAGCAAUGCGGGGCGGCUGACGAUUUCUUGAUCGGUGGCAGCAGCAGUACCCGGAGGGGGCUGGUAGGAGUGGCCCUGGGAGCCUCUGCCUUGGGGCUGGCAGCGUUUGAUGCCGUCGCCGCCGGGUUGCCACCAGAGGAGAAGCCCAAGCUCUGCGACGCCACCUGCGAAAGCGAGCUCGAAAAUGUGCCUAUGGUAACUACGGAAUCCGGACUGCAGUACAAGGAUAUCAAAGUGGGCGAAGGGCCAAGCCCACCCAUUGGUUUCCAGGUUGCAGCAAAUUAUGUUGCUAUGGUGCCAACUGGGCAGAUAUUCGACAGUUCACUGGAGAAAGGUCAGCCCUACAUAUUCCGUGUUGGAUCAGGACAGGUGAUCAAGGGGCUUGAUGAGGGGAUUCUGUCAAUGAAGGUUGGAGGACUACGUCGGCUGUACAUACCUGGGCCAUUAGCAUUUCCUAAGGGUCUUACUUCAGCUCCUGGAAGGCCACGAGUACCCCCGAGCAGCCCUGUCGUUUUCGACGUCAAUUUACUGUACAUACCAGGUCUAGAUGAUGAGUGA